Messenger RNA from Adineta steineri, 342 nucleotides. NCBI's taxonomy places the organism in Eukaryota, Metazoa, Rotifera, Eurotatoria, Adinetida, Adinetidae. The record is from the annotation of a GenBank genome assembly.
AUGCAGACACUUACUACACUAAAUCUCGGUGGCAAUGGGAUUGGAGAUGUUGGAGCACAGCAUCUAGCAGAUGGAUUACGAAAUAAUACGACACUUACCGAAUUAGAUCUCCAAUGGAAUCAACUCGGGAAUAUUGGAACACAGCAUCUAGCAAACGCAUUACGAACUAAUACGACACUUACGACAUUAAAUUUCGCCAUAAAUGAAACCCGAGCUGUUGGAGCUCAGCAUAUAGCAGAUCUAUUACGAACUAAUACAGUAAUUAAUAUUCUCAUCCUCAUCUAUUCCAUGUGUCUAUCUGUACUUUUUCAUACAGGCACUUACCAUAUUAAUUCUAUUUAA